Messenger RNA from Neolamprologus brichardi, 3217 nucleotides. The record is from RefSeq and is a predicted model, not a curated record. NCBI's taxonomy places the organism in Eukaryota, Metazoa, Chordata, Actinopteri, Cichliformes, Cichlidae.
UCAACAUGCGGGAUGGACGGCGGUGUUGACUGUAGCCAACGUGUGACAUGAGAAAUAAGUAGUAUACGCCGCCUGUACUCUCUACAUCACUUCUUUUUGGGGCAUUUCUCACGGGCAAGAUGGCAAAUACCAACCUUCAGUUCAAAACCAAUUAUGCUGUUUCCAACAAGAUCGAGCCAUUUUACAAAGGGGGAAAAGUGCAGAUCAGCAAAGAUGAGAAAUACAUCUUUUGCACCUGUGGCUCUCGAGUCAAUGUUUUGGAGAUCAGCACUGGCAAGAUCAUUCACUGUGUUGAGCAUGAUGAUCAAGAGGACAUCACGGCAUUUGCUCUCAGCUGUGAUGAUGAGAUGCUGGUAACAGCCAGCCGGGCGCUGCUGCUUAAGCAGUGGGAUUGGAGGCAGGCUAACUGCACUCGGUCCUGGAGGGCUAUUCACACUGUUCCCGUAGCUACUAUGACCUUUGACUCCACCUCUACUCUGCUAGCCACAGUGUGCAGUUUGGUCCAGUUCCACCCAAAUACCGACCUGCUGCAGCUUUUCUCUUCCUCUUUGGACUGUGGCAUCCGGAUAUGGGACCUGCGCUCCAGCCAGUGUGUGUGUGUCCUGCAGAGCCACUACAGUGCUGUGACAUCUCUUAGCUUCAGUCCCGAUGGUAACGCCAUGGUCAGUUCUGGCAGAGACAAGAUCUGCACAGUUUGGGACCUGAAAACUCGCAAAGCCAAGAGAACUGUUCCAGUCUAUGAGGCUGUGGAGGGUGUUGUAAUUCUUCCUGGAAGUACAGACUUGGCUGAGAUCGGAGUAAAGAGCAAGGACUUGCAUUUCAUUACAGCUGGAAGCAAAGGUGUAUUAAGGGUGUGGGAGGCCAGCACGGCACGUUGUGUCUACACGCAGACCCUUCCCUCCACCCUCCCCUCUUCCUCUGAGGAGGAUGAGAACGACAAUCCCCGCAGUCUGACAUACUUGUUUCACCUGCCCGCCUCAGCUAGACUGGCCACAGUCACUGCAGAGCACAACAUACUGCUGUAUCAGCUGCCUGCUCUCACCACACAGCAGCAAUUUGUGGGCUACAGUGACGAGGUGCUGGACGUGAAGUUCCUGGGAAAAGGUGACAGUCACAUCGUGGUGGCCACCAACAGCUGCCAGCUGAAGGUUUUUGAGCUGCUCACCAACAGCUGCCAGAUCCUCUACGGACACACAGAUACGGUCCUCACACUGGAUGUGUUCAAAAAAGGAUCUCUUUUUGCAAGUUGUGCAAAGGACAGGUCAGUGCGUGUGUGGCAUAUGGACAGUGACAGUGGUCAGGUGCGAUGUGUGGCUCAGGGCUCCGGCCACACCAACGCUGUGGGCUCCAUCGCCUGCUCCAGGAUGAAGGCAUCAUUCGUUGCGACUGGUAGUCAGGACUGUACCGUGAAGGUGUGGGAUCUACCUGCAGACUGCUCUGCAGAAGGAGGCAUCCAUCAGCUAACUGCCCGUGCCACAGAGAAAGCACAUGAUAAGGAUGUAAACAGUGUUGCCGUAUCACCCAAUGACAAGCUGCUGGCUUCAGGUUCCCAGGAUCGCACAGCCAAGCUGUGGUCCUUGACGGGGGAGGGAACGGUGAGCCUGCUGGGGGUGUUUCGGGGCCACCGUCGUGGCGUCUGGGCCGUUUGCUUCUCUCCUGUGGACCAAGUGCUGGCCACCACCUCUGCAGACGGCACAGCCAAGCUGUGGAGCCUGCAAGACUUCAGCUGCCUCAAGACAUUUGAGGGCCACGAUGCAUCGGUUCUUAAGGUCAUCUUUGUGAGCCGAGGCACUCAGCUGCUCACCAGUGGCUCCGAUGGUUUAGUGAAGCUGUGGACCAUCAAGACCAAUGAGUGUGUGAAGACACUGGAUGCCCACCAGGACAAAGUGUGGGGUCUCCACGCCAGUCGCAAGGAUGACAAGAUGGUUACUGGCUCAGCAGACUCUAACAUCACAGUGUGGUCGGAUGUGACUGAAAUAGAGCUGGCAGAGGAGCAGGCGAAACAGGAAGAUCAGAUACUAAAGCAGCAAGAGUUGUCCAAUCUGCUCCACGGGAAGAAAUAUCUGAAGGCCUUGGGUCUCGCCAUCUCACUGGACCAGCCUCACACCGUGCUCACUGUUAUCAAAGCGAUCCGUGAAGGAGAGAAUAGCUCCGAGCUGUUGGAAAAGACGCUGCUGAAGCUUCGACAGGAUCAAAAAGAGUCACUUCUGCGCUAUUGUGUGGUGUGGAACACCAACGCCAGGAACUGCCUGAAUGCCCAGGCUGUCCUACAGGUGCUCCUCACACACCUGCCCCCCGAAGAGCUGCUGCAGUACCAGGGAGCCCGAUCACACCUUGAGGGCCUCAUUCCAUACACAGAGAGACACAUGCAGAGGAUUGGGCGUCUGCUGCAGGCCUCCAUGUUCUUGAACUACAUGUGGCAGAAAAUGAGAGUGGCCGGAGCGCCGUCCAGUAUGGGCCAAGAUGAAGACAUGGAUACGACACCUCUGGCACAGGCUCAGCCUUUCUUUGUGAUCGACAAGGAGAAAAAGAGCGACAGCGACGAGAGACGAGACGAAGGCAACGACAGCGACAGUGAACAAGACGAAGAUCCAGAUUCCUGUGUUGAAGAUGAAGAGGAGCUCGAGGAUGUCAGUGCCACCAACAAAGCCUCCACCGACAACGGGCGAGUAGAAAACGGAGCAAGCCCCAAAACUAACAGCAAGCACCACUCUGAGAGCGAGGAGAGCUCUGAAGAGGAAGACCAGGAGGAGGAAACGACAGUUAAAAAGACAAAAGGUCUCCCAGUUUCUUCGGCUCAACAGUGCCAGACUUUUGCCAGCUGACAGGAAUCAGUUUGGAAACAACAGGUUUUCUUAUCUCAGAUUAUUGGCAGCUGGAGACAGUUCAGAUGUGAAAUGAUAACAUUUGUUAGGACGGCUUCUCUACAGACUUUGAGUCAUGUGCCAAAGCAUCAGCUCCUCCAUGCAGAUUUUAAUGACCCUGACUUCUUCAGACAAAAAAGAGGAAAAGGGGACGAGCAGGAGGAGGAAACCUGGACCAUCUUCACACUCACCACAUGCCAGUGUGUUGCUCUGCAGUAGUGCAAUGUCCUGAUCUACUAGCUCAACUAUUUGAACACACUUUUAUGUAACCCAGACAGCAGUUUCCUCAUAUAACCAUGGAGUAUUUUGUUUUGUUUUUAAAGAGGUUGUGACUGCAAAUGUUAAUAAAAUCA